Molecule: messenger RNA, 2265 nt
Organism: Spodoptera littoralis (African cotton leafworm)
Lineage: Eukaryota; Metazoa; Arthropoda; Insecta; Lepidoptera; Noctuidae
Source: the annotation of a GenBank genome assembly
GGCUAUGAGAAAAAUUUGCGGCGAAGGCCGUGAAGCGCUUGCGCGCGGUAGUACGCGGCACGGCGGCCACGGCACGGCAGCCCCGCAGUCAGCGGCGCGGCGCGACGCGAUUAGUCUGCGCCGAUACGCUUCUCCACGUUUCAAAUAAUCCCGCGCUCCCGCGCACCCCCCUCACGUCAAACUAACUAAUUGAUUUAUACCCCCAAACAUUAGUAAGCGAACUUAUACCAACUUUCUGUGCGACGCAAUCAACAGUGCUGUUAACUUUUUUUAAUCGAACUACUCAAAGUUUAUGACUUUUAAGUGUAUUUAAGCUUGUAAAAGUUUUAUUUUCGUAUGUUAUUUUUAAUGUUGGAGCCGGACGGGCACCAAUAUGUCAUAGUGAAAUGACACUGGAUGAAUGAUGCGAUCUCGCUUGGUGAGGUGAUCGUAAUGGGGCAUAUAGCGAGCGGAGUAAAACCCGCUUUAUGGCUAUCUCUUCUACAUGGCUUCCUUUUCCUCAUCGCUGAUUCCGGCACUGAAUCACCUCAAGAUCACUCAACAAUGGAUGUCUCCUCACGUCACUUCAGAGCAGAAUUUCUUCAAGAAUGGCAAGGCUCUCCAGACGCACCCUACUUCGACCCUAGUACGCCUAGAAAUAUAACUGGACUGGUUGGACAUCCAGUGCGAUUGCUGUGCAGAGUUAAAAACCUGCAGAAUAGAACGGUGUCAUGGGUCCGUCACCGCGACAUCCACCUACUGACAGUAGGCCGCUACACGUACACGUCGGACCAGCGCUUCGAGGCGCAGCACAAGCCGCGCUCCGAGGAGUGGGCGCUGCGCAUCCGUAGCCCGCAGCGCCGUGACUCCGGCCAGUACGAGUGCCAGAUAUCUACCACACCGCCAAUAGGACACGCUGUCUUCCUUAAUAUCGUUGAACCAGAAACGAUAAUAUCAAGUGGUCCAGAGCUGUUCAUUCAAGCUGGUUCCACCAUCAACUUGACCUGUACCGUGCGUCACACUCCCGAGCCACCCAGCUCCAUCACCUGGACGCACGGAGAACAGGUAAUAAACUUUGACUCUGCACGAGGGGGAAUAUCACUGGUGACUGAGAAAGGUUUGAAGAGUACCAGCCGCCUCUUGGUGCAGCGAGCUACGGGCUCCGACGCUGGAGUUUACACAUGUGGACCUAAUAAUGCUCCUUCAGCAGCGACAAGGGUCCACGUACUAUCUGGUGAGCACCCUGCGGCGAUGCAACAAGGAUGUGCUAAAUCAACACUAGAUAAGACAGCAUCAAUCCUAUGUUGCCUGUUAACAAUCUACGUGCUAAGAAAACCUUCGUUCAACGACCUACAGUUCGGCACUUGAAUGUAAAAAGUUAUAUCUAAUGAACCAUAAACUGAGUCAAUAAUUCGUAUCGUAAUUUUAUUGCUUGAAAGUAAAACAAGCGUGAUUUAAUAGGGAAAAGGGAUAAAGGAAAUGUGUACUUUCGGUGCCUAAAAAAACUUUGUUAAAAAGUCACGGGCGGCGUCUUGUGAAUAGACAACUUUAAGGCUCUCACAGUGUUUAAUGUCUCGUUAUUUGUUUUCAUCAAGUUACUUUGUUAAAGUGAUUUUGUUUAGGCUGUUUAACAUUGAGAAUAGCACUCUCAUCGCACAACAGUUUUGUAUAAAAAUAUUUCAGUAAGCGACAUUUUUUUAAUAUACUAAAAUUUAUUUGAAUGUUUAAAAUCUCUUUGUAAAUAUCUCUAUCGCUUUGUAAAUACUUAAAUGUAUUAAAAUAAAGUUAUAAUCUGUACAGUUGUCUGUCUGUCAUGUUAACAUAAUGAAGGGUUGCUGAAACUCAUGUAUCUUGAAAAGGUAUUGUUUAAACUCAUUAUCAGUUACGUAAGACUAUAUAAUAAUUAAUUAUUACAAGCAGACAGUGAAACCCUUCUAAUUGUAACUAAGGUUCUAGCUCUAGAGAAUUUAAUUGACAAGUUGAAAUGGAAAAUAACCGUAAUGUUCUAAGACCUCGAGAUUUGAAGGUUUUUGCAUAAAGAUAAGAAAUAUGGCGAGCUUGUGAGGGUUUAACGGUUUCUCGACAGUCUAUGGUGUUUUAAUGGCGGUCGCAGAUGCUUAUGAAGUUCUCAAGGACUAUAUUAUACUCUUUUGAAAGUCAUAGGCGAGGAUCCGGCUUAGAAUGGUCAUCUAUAAAUAUUUAUAUCAGAAAAUUUAGAGUAAAAGUACUUUGUUAUUUCAGACAUGAUAAGGUUACUUCUAAGCUGUAUCCUAACAUAAACUGUCA